UAAAAAAAUAAAGUAAUAUAAAAGACACGCAUCGAACAUUAACUUCAUCAGUUUUAUUCUUUAACUUGGAGCGUGGUCAUAGAAAGCGCAGCGUUUCGCUUGUUUCAAUAUCAACCAGCAGCACGAUGGAACGGCUUUGGGUAGCACUUCUGGUAGUGGGCAUCACAGCAAUAUUUGCAUCGGAUAUUGGAGGCAGUGUUUUGCAUGGAAUUGAAGGCCAGCCAGAUUACCUGCAGUGGAUACCUCAUGAAUUAUUAUAUACAAACAUCCCUCCACCGAUACUUUUGUCACAACUCCAUCAUGGCUUGAGGAUUGAUGAAGCCUCUGCAAUUCGUAAUGGAAUUGAACAAGGACAGUCUCAGCGUGUUCCGGCGGCAGUGGUAGAAGAGGCCCAUUCACCGUUACUUUUGUCAAAACAGCAUCAUGGCCUGAGGAUUAAUGAAGCCCUUGCAAUUCGUGAUGGAGUUGAACAAAGACAGUCUCAGCGUGUUCCGGCGGCAGUGGUAGAAGAAGCCCAUUCACCGGUACUUUUGUCACAACAGCAUCAUGGCCUGAGGAUUAAUGAAGCCCUAUCAGUGCGUGAUAGAAAUGAACCAGGACAAUCACAGUAUGUCUCGUUGGUAGAAAAAACCCCUACUGAACUACUUCCUGUCCCACCUAGUACUGAACACUUAGCAGAAAGCAGUAGAAACAUUCCUAUAACAGAGGAAGAGUUAUUUGAUGGUAUUUUUGGACGGCAAUCAGGUUCAUCUAAAGGCGAUAAUGAUGCAGUCAUGCCUCCAUCAGAACAAUCAAAUAGUAAAGUGUCAAAAACUCCAGUGACUCAGCCCAUUUCAGAUACAUUAGUUGUUGAAAGUUCAGAUCCUCCGAUUCCUGUAACCCAAACGGAAGGAAGCUCCUUGCUUCCUGAAACCAAACAAAAUAAUAGCGCCACUGCCAGUAAAGUUAAUAUAAUUACGGGAGUAGGAAAACUUCAUAUGGAAGCGUCUCUACAAUCUCGUGGGAAAGGUGACCUUGAACUCAUUGUUGGAGAGAUAACCACGCUCCAUGAUAAUUCCAGUCCAGAAAAUAAUACAGAACCACCUGCAUUACAAAUUGCAAAAGAACCCAAGCCCAAUAUUUUAACCACUGUUAAUGUCAGCGUGAAUGUAAAUGGAGACGGAACCGGAAGUGUUAUAAACUCAACUUCUGCUGCAGAUAUCACCACACCAAUUAAAACAAACCACAAAAAAUGCAAUUAAAUAUAAUUGAAUUUGUUUAUCUUUG
Messenger RNA from Eupeodes corollae, 1266 nucleotides. RefSeq lists its product as uncharacterized. The coding region runs from base 126 to 1241 and encodes 371 amino acids. The record is from RefSeq and is a predicted model, not a curated record. The transcript has 2 exons. NCBI's taxonomy places the organism in Eukaryota, Metazoa, Arthropoda, Insecta, Diptera, Syrphidae.